Messenger RNA from Meyerozyma guilliermondii ATCC 6260, 804 nucleotides. RefSeq names its product rRNA-processing protein. Gene Ontology annotation, biological process: maturation of SSU-rRNA from tricistronic rRNA transcript (SSU-rRNA, 5.8S rRNA, LSU-rRNA). NCBI's taxonomy places the organism in Eukaryota, Fungi, Ascomycota, Pichiomycetes, Serinales, Debaryomycetaceae. Bases 1 to 804 code for a protein of 267 amino acids. The record is from RefSeq and is a predicted model, not a curated record. Gene Ontology annotation, cellular component: nucleolus; 90S preribosome. The transcript has a single exon.
AUGAACCGCAGAGUACGGCCGCAGUACGAUGAUCUGGACGAACUGGGAGUAGAGUACGAAUCCGGCCAUGAUGAAAUGGAAGAAAUAUCGUUUGGAGCCUUGAACUCGGCUCAGAAGAAGAUAAAAAACGAAGAUGAAAAGAAAUGGCUGCGAAGAAACAACAGUAAUAACGACUCCGACGGCGAAGAAGGCGACUUUUUCGAAAGCGAUAGUGACGGUCCUCCAGAAGAAUCUUCGAGCAAGACCUCUGACCAAAAAACACGGAGCAAACAUGCUCCCGCAGAAGCUUCAGCAAAGAGACCCGUUUCUCGAAUCCGGCAAAUUCCUGGCCUUGAAACCAAGGAUAAUUCCAAGUUUGGCGAUAUACGAUUCGACCCAGCUUUUGGUAAGGCGAACGAGGAGCGAAUCAGAAAGGAUUACAGUUUCUUAAACGAGUAUAGGCAGAGCGAAUUGGAGCAGAUGCAGCGGAUGCUCAAAGACAAAAAACUCAGUCGCAGCAUGUCGCCGCGUGAGCGUCAGGAACUCGAACUUCAAACCCAAUCUCUUCGGUCACGACUCGACAGCAUGAAAAACAAGGACUUGGAGGCCCAGGUGUUGGCCGAGCACAAAAAACAGCAGAAAGAAAAGUGGAAACUGGGCCAGCAGGCUGCGCCAUAUUUUUUGAAAAAGUCCGAGAAACGAAAACUUCUCCAGAAGGCCAAGUUCGAGUCCAUGAAGGCACCCCAGAGAGAAAAGGUGAUGGAGCGCAAGCGGAAACGGCGGUUGGGAAAGGAAAUGCGCCAAUUGGAGUUUGGUCGCAAGUAA